Messenger RNA from Prunus persica (peach), 3986 nucleotides. Its product is annotated as ATP-dependent DNA helicase Q-like 5. Gene Ontology annotation, cellular component: chromosome; nucleus; cytoplasm. Bases 287 to 3193 code for a protein of 968 amino acids. The record is from RefSeq and is a predicted model, not a curated record. Gene Ontology annotation, biological process: double-strand break repair via homologous recombination. Lineage: Eukaryota; Viridiplantae; Streptophyta; Magnoliopsida; Rosales; Rosaceae. The transcript is spliced from 21 exons. Gene Ontology annotation, molecular function: nucleic acid binding; four-way junction helicase activity; 3'-5' DNA helicase activity.
UUUAUUUUUUAUAAUAGUACACUUACAUGUAAAAUAAAUAUUCCAUUUUUUUCUUUCCCCUUUUGGUAAACAAAAUGUUCAAUUUCUAUACGUACCCAAUGGAAUGAAACUCCCCUCAAGUAAAAUGGACAAAAGUAUCUCAAAAAAAUAGGUCCUAAAAUUACAUAAAAUGAGAAGAGCUCAAAACAGGGCGGGAAAGAAAAGUUCCACAAAAUGGCGGGAAACCCAUAAACAUAGAUAAGGGACAGGACGUGAAACUUAAAUCGAUUUCUUCAACCAAUCUACCAUGGAAUCCAGUUCAGACUCAGAUGGCUCUCACAUCUCCGCCACUCCGCCAAGGAACACUAAACUCUCACGGCAACGACCACCUCGACCACCACCACAGCCACAGCCAAAGCCUUUGGAGCCAAAGUUAAAACCAAAGCCAAAGCCUGCCCUUCUACCCUCCCACAAAUCCAUACUUAGAUUCAGAGCCUCGUCCAAAUCCAACCCCAUUUCCGAACCCAAAAAUCCCUCUUCCGAGCCCGCCCGACCCGACCCACCACCCGAUCCAUCUCCCCUUCUCUCCCCUAUUUUACCUUACCAGAUAUGCCGCUGGCCGUCCGAUCCAUCCCGUGCGAUUCCCGCCGUUGAUUCCGGCGAUACCCUUCUCGCCCCGCAGGGCCGACACUUCUACAAGUCACCGUCGUUCUCGAAAAUUCGACGAACCACCAUCAAUUUCGAUUCUUUCGAAGUCGACGAGCCGUCGUCUUCUUCUUCGGCGUCAAAGUCUCAGCCGAAGGCAGAGAAUGGUGGGUCUGAUUCUUCUGUGCCCGAUUGGGUACCACCAGAGCCCAAGCGUGAAGUGGCUAGCGGGUCUGGAGUUUCAGCCAUAGCUGUAAAGAAACGUUUCGAUUUGGUCGGAGGCAAUGUGCCUUCGGUGCCUGUAAAGUUCCGAAAAAGUGGGGCUGAGGGGAACUUCGUCAAGCUCAACCUGAAUCGCAGGAAACGCAAAUUUGUGAACAGAAGAGGAAAUAGCAGUUCAUCAGGUCGGCGAAAAUUUUAUAGAAAGGGCAAAAGGAAAUUGAAAUCACAAGGUGAAAAUGAGGGUGAGACUGUUGGUGAAGAAGAUGAGUUGGUUACAGAUGCUAUUGUACAACAACAGAAUCGGAAGCAGGACAGUAAAAGACCGAAAUUUGAUUCCGAAUUGUUUGAAGAGGCGGUUUUGGCGGCUCGACAUGAGCCGUCGGAUGAGAACUUGGUGAAAUUGUUGACUCUAACUUAUGGGUACGAUUCAUUCCGAGAUGGGCAGUUGGAGGCGAUCAAGAUGGUGCUUGAAGGAAAGUCGACAAUGCUUGUUUUGCCUACGGGUGCUGGCAAAUCGUUGUGUUAUCAGUUGCCCUCCAUAAUUUUACCUGGGGUUACUUUGGUUGUUAGUCCAUUGAUUGCAUUGAUGAUUGACCAGCUGAAGCAGUUGCCUCAUAUGAUUCGUGGUGGUCUUUUGAGUAGCAGUCAGAGACCUGAAGAAGCCUCCGAGACAAUUAGGCUGCUUCAACAAGGGGCCAUAAAGGUGCUUUUAGUUUCGCCAGAGAGGUUUUUGAAUGCAGAAUUUCUAUCCAUAUUUUCCGCCACCACAGUUAUAUCUCUUGUUGUGGUGGAUGAAGCUCAUUGCAUUUCUGAAUGGUCACAUAAUUUCCGUCCCUCAUUUAUGAGGCUCAGAGCAUCUUUGCUUCGUGCCAAGCUCAAUGUCAACUGCAUUCUUGCAAUGACAGCUACUGCCACAGCCAUGACUUUGGGUUCUGUGAUGUCAGCUUUAGAGAUUCCUCCAACCAAUCUCAUUCAAAAAGCCAUACUGAGGGAUAAUUUACAACUUUCAGUGUCAUUGAGCAGAAAUAGAAUGAAAGAUCUGCUGAUGUUGAUCAAGUCUACUUCAUUCACGGAUGUUCAGAGCAUCAUUAUCUACUGCAAGUUUCAGUUUGAAACUGAAAUGAUAAGCCGAUACUUAUGCGAUAAUAAUAUUUCUGCAAAGAGUUACCACAGUGGCAUCCCUGCAAAAGAUCGUAGUCGUGUGCAGGAGUUGUUUUUCACUAACAAGAUUCGUGUGGUUGUUGCAACUGUGGCCUUUGGCAUGGGCCUUGACAAGAGGGAUAUUGGUGCUGUGAUUCAUUACACCUUGCCAGAAAGCUUGGAGGAGUAUGUUCAGGAGAUUGGACGUGCUGGACGGGAUGGGAGGUUGUCCUAUUGCCAUCUUUAUUUUGAUGAGGAUACAUAUUUCAAACUUCGCAGUCUUAUGUAUAGUGAUGGCGUGGAUGAAUAUGUGGUGAACAAAUUCCUCUGUCAAGUAUUCACCAGUGAUGAGAGCUUGCAUGGGAAAAUUUGUUCGUUGGUUAAAGAAACUGCAUCCCGCAAGUUUGAUAUGAAAGAAGAGGUGAUGCUCACACUUCUAACACAGUUGGAGUUGGGUGAAGUGCGGUAUUUGCAUUUACUUCCAGAGUUAAAUGUAACGUGCACUUUGAAUUUUCAUAAGACAUCCCCAGUUUUGCUUGCUGGAAAUGAUGCUGUUGUUGCUGCAAUUCUGAAAAAGUCUGAGACUAAGCAAGGACAAUAUGUGUUUGACAUACCGACUGUGGCAAAUAGCACUGGAGUUACAGCUACCAUCCUAUCAAACCAUUUACAGAAUUUAAAGUUGAAAGGAGAAGUAACAUAUGAAGUGAAGGACCAAGCCUACUGUUAUACAAUUGUUGAAGUCCCUGCAGAUCUUUGUUCUCUAUCAGCACAUCUUACAAAAUGGUUAUCAGAGGUGGAAAGUUGCAAGGUGCGGAAGUUGGACACAAUGUUUAAUGCGGCAGUCUUUGCUGUAAAUGCUUGUGAGAAGGUGCAAGGUUGUUGUGAUGGCCAGCACACACUAAGUUUGCAAAGGAAUAUUUUGCAAUAUUUCAAUGAAGAUGAUAAUUCUGAAGUCCCUAAUAAGAUGGGUAAAGACAGCCGAUUUUUGCGAGCAGAUAUAAAAGUCUUUCUGCAGAGCAAUUCACAGGCCAAAUUCACCCCCAGAGCUGUUGCAAGGAUAAUGCAUGGUAUUGCAAGCCCAUCCUAUCCUUCCACAUUCUGGUCUAAAACUCACUUCUGGGGAAGAUAUACAAAUAUAGACUUCCAGGUGGUAAUGGAAGCAGCAAAGGCAGAAUUGAUCAAUUUUGUGAGGAAGGAUGCAGUGUAGCUUCUUAGAGUCAGGCAUGCUGUCUUGUAUAGCAAUCAGGAGGAUGGCAUUUGUAGAUUGGAAUCAGAUAAACAAAAUUUCUCAACUCUAGGGCUCCAGGAACUCAGUUAUACCAUUAGUAGGAAUGGCAAAGCCCAAAUCUACAUGAACACGAAGAAUAAGGGUUUAUUAAGGAAGGGCCAUAUAAGGUUAUAAUUUAAAGAUUCAAGCUCAGAAUGGGAAGGAUCUGAACUCAGGCUGUUGGUUGAGUGGACGAAGGGUGUUUGUUGUCAUUAUCGAUGGCUUUGAUAUGCAAAAAAGUAGAUAAAGAAACGUAAACUAUGCAAUUAAGUUUUAAUAAUGGUCGGUUACGAGUCAAAUUAUCUUAAAGGUGGAAGUUUGCUCUAAUUGGAUUACGGCAGAAGUGAAUUGGACGUCUUGUAGCUUGCCACGACAGCGAUUUACUAUAAAACGCUACUGCUGGAGAAAUUUCAUGAGUUUUUGUAAAGCAAUAUGUUACAAAUAUUAGUUAUAUGCGCAAAGUUUACAGAUAAUCCAUCCAACUUGGUCCAUUUGGAGAUAAUUAAGCCAUAGAAAGACUAAAAAGCUAAUGAAAAAAAAAAAAAAAAAAACCAAAAUUUUCAAGUCUUCUUAGGGAUUGCAACCCAUUUGGAAGACGUGCACAACUCAAACGAUCAUUCAUUCGUAUGGUAAAUUUUCAAUCCUUCUUAGGGGUUGGAACCCAUUUGGAAGACUUGCACAACUCAAACACCCAUUCAUUCAUGGCAAAAUUUUAAAAGUACAAAGAGGGAAA